AGGUGUCAAACGUUCGAUUCCAGCAAAGCAAAAAUCCUCUCAAAAAGUAUCGCGCAAGCAUCUCGUUCGCAUCAUUGUCGUCGUCGUCGUUCCUUCGCCGUCGUUUUUCGUUAUACGUUGUUACAAUAGUUUUCUACACACCGAACGUGUCGUGUGAUUUCGCUUUCCUGGACUGGACACAUCGGGAGAACGUCCUUUUUGGCGUGGAAUACUCGGCCGAGCACCGGAACACAGCUAGCCUACACCUGUUGGUAGAUUCCUAACCGGGGAAUUAGAACGGGGACUUGCAAGUAGCACAGCAGCAAAUAGCACUACGAGAAAGUUGAGCAAUCGGCUAACUGCACCACAACUGUACGCACAAAGCAUCCAACCAACCCAACACCACACCCCAAAAUAAAACAAUGGCUCCCCAGCAGAGAAUCCGCAUGGCCAACGAGAAGGCCAGCCGCAACAUCACCCAGCGUGGCAACGUGCCCAAGUCGAACAAGAACGCCGAGGAGAAGUACCCGGUCGGACCCUGGCUACUAGCACUGUUCAUCUUCGUCGUGUGCGGUUCUGCCAUAUUCCAGAUCAUCCAAUCGAUCCGCAUCGCGUAAUGUCGAUCGUUUGGACCCGGCUGUGACUCUCAAAUUUACAAAACAAACACACACACAAAAGAAGAAGCGAACACGGCUACAAACUGCAAAAAUAUUCACAAUUCUACUACGUCCGAGAAGUUUUAUUCUCUCCACUUUUUAUCCUUUACACCAGAGCAAACCCAACCACACAGACACUCCUACACCAACAAUUGAUAUUUUGCUGUUCGGUUUUAUUGGUUCUUGUUACGUUGGUUUCCGGUCCAGGACCACCCUUCAUCCAGAAGAGAUCUCCUUAAAACAACCUAAAGUCUCGGAUCAGAAAACAAAACCAAAGGGAAAUUUUCUCCCACAAUUUUUCCCGGGAGAACGACCAAUUCCCAACUUUAAAAACAAAACGAAACAAAGCAUGAAUGUAUGUGUGGGUGUAUCUUAUUAGAACCGGAACUGAUAACCACUGUGCGUGCACUGGUGAAAUUCCACAUACCGUCUAUUGUUUAUUUUCAUUCACUCUCAUACACAAAUUGGUAGCAACAGGCAUUUAUCGCAGCUUACGCAGAUGAAAGAUCAAAUUUAAUUUGUAAACCCUGGACAAAGUUUUCGCUCUACCCUCUUGAGAGCGAAAGAAAGCUGUAAUCGAUAAAAACAAAGUUGGAAAAUUUGUCGUAAAGUGCGUAAAAUGCGUGUCACUUUCUCUUGCAAUAUUCUUAAAUCUUUAAAUAUAUUAUUGAAUGUAUGAUUGUUAAAGCGAAGAAGAGAAUAUCCACAAACAAAUGGUUAUACAAAUAAUUUCGAGCGUAGAUUUUUUUUUAUCCAUGAUUCCACGAUUAGCUAUUAGCAAGACUAACUCCGUUAGUCGGUGCAUUUUUUUUCUCUUUAUCUCUAUUGGAUUGAAGUAAUGCAGAAAGUGUGGAUUAAGGAAAUUUUGUUUUCAAAAUUCAGUAAAAAAAAAGAAAUAGUGAAACACAACAUGACCGUAUCAGGAUCAACGCUAUCUAUCCGGUGGACAUUCGUUUGCAUUGGUAAGAAUAAUUAUGGUUUAUGAAGCACAUAAUUGGGAAGGAACGUAAACGAUGAAAAUGUAAUAUUAAAGAAAUAUAUUGUGUCUUUAAAAUGUA
Messenger RNA from Uranotaenia lowii, 1693 nucleotides. Its product is annotated as stress-associated endoplasmic reticulum protein 2-like. Gene Ontology annotation, biological process: endoplasmic reticulum unfolded protein response. The transcript is spliced from 2 exons. The record is from RefSeq and is a predicted model, not a curated record. NCBI's taxonomy places the organism in Eukaryota, Metazoa, Arthropoda, Insecta, Diptera, Culicidae. Gene Ontology annotation, cellular component: endoplasmic reticulum. The coding region runs from base 402 to 596 and encodes 64 amino acids.